This is a messenger RNA of Oreochromis aureus, 1231 nucleotides long. RefSeq lists its product as uncharacterized. The record is from RefSeq and is a predicted model, not a curated record. Gene Ontology annotation, cellular component: external side of plasma membrane; membrane raft. Gene Ontology annotation, molecular function: protein tyrosine kinase binding; MHC class II protein binding. Lineage: Eukaryota; Metazoa; Chordata; Actinopteri; Cichliformes; Cichlidae. The coding region runs from base 80 to 1132 and encodes 350 amino acids. Gene Ontology annotation, biological process: interleukin-15-mediated signaling pathway; T cell activation; positive regulation of ERK1 and ERK2 cascade. The transcript is spliced from 8 exons.
GACUACAGACAGACAGACCAGUUCUGAUACUCUGACAUUUGAACUCGGGAACUAGGUUUAACUGAGACAGAGAGGCACAAUGGCUGAAGAUGGAUGGAUUCUAAUGUCCUUCUGUCUAAUGCUAAUGAUUCCAACUGCAGAUUUCUGUUACGCUGUCCCAACAACUGAAAUAUACAUUUUAAAGAGACUUGGAGAAGAUGCUACUCUGCCUUGUCUAAACAUGAAUGCCAUUCAGGAAAACUGUAGCAGUAUUAAGUGGAUGUCCUUUGGUAGGCAAGUAUUAGAGAUCUCGCCCGAGGCAACAGGUGAAAAAGGCCAAAAGUAUUCAGACAGACUGAGUAUAACAGCCAACUGUUCUCUGGUUGUAAAGAAGGUCACAGUUGAGGAUGCUGGUCAUUAUUACUGUCAGCAAUACAAAUCAGAAAAUCAAGGUCCUGUGGUUCAGACUGUGGUUGACCUGUCUGUUGUUAACAUUACUGAGCAGAAGUAUCCUGAUGGGACUGUAUCAGGGAUGGAAUGCUCUGUGGUGACAAAUGGAAUGGGGUGCCAUUACUCACUGACGUGGGAGAGGGAUCGUAAUGUGAAUCAACUAUUAGUGGGAGUGGAUUGCUAUGCUUCUGUUCAUUUUAUGGACUCUGCUUACUCAUCAAAGAAUAACACAAUGAAGUGCAAAGCAGUGAAUCGUGUCACAGGAGAAGAGCAUCUGUUUACCUUCAGUCCCCAGCCUUCAGAAGACACAAAAACAGAACCAACUAAAUCAGCAAGUUCAACUGAAGGCACCACAGAACCAAUUAAAUUGUCAACAGCAGUCACUGAUGCUUCAGACGAUAAAACAGGUGAGACAAAAUCAACAACAAAGAAACCAACCAGAAACACAGAAAACAGCACAGAAUCAUUCAGAGCCAUAUCAAACCCAAUAACACAUGCGGAUGUGAAAGGUUCGGGGAGGUUCAUUAUUGUCUCUGUGGUCUCUGCAGCUCUUCUAAUAACUGUUGUGACACUUGUGAUAUGGAUUAGAACUAAAGGGAAGAAACGUCAGAUGGAGUAUGUAAUCCACCAAAAUGAAAAUGAAGAUGAUGCAGCAAUGAACUAUGAAAAUCCCAGAGACUCUUUUUCUGUCAGACUCUACUGACAAGGAACAUCGACUCACUAGACAAAAGUCAUAUUAGUUGUGUUAUUAGUAUAAUGUUAUGGGGAUAUUUUCUAUCUAUAAAACGAAUCAUAAAUACCA